AUUAAACGGGGAAAGUCCGUCGAUGCGGUGAGCAGGCGAAGGAGAGAAACUGAGUCUGCGGACGGAGAGCCAACGGAGGCAGCGAGACGGGCACUACAGCCGCAAGGAUCGGAACAUCCUGGUCCAAAAGGCUGAAGGUGCUCAGCGAGAUACAGCUGUGGGACUUUACGUAUCCCAUGGCUGAAUAUUUAAAAAAGACCUUCACGGCUCAGAAAGGAAGACACCAGAUUGACAAACCAAGUGCGCAGGUUUUCCUUUGUGAUCCCUGAUAGAGAGGACACUGACACUGACUCGGCCAUUGUCUCUGCACCGUUUCCGGAUAGAGUGAGGCUCCCCAAGGUCCUUGCCUGUCCAUUGUAUCAGGAGAGAGAGAGAGAGAAAAAAAAAGAAAAAUCCAGCUUGUCUACAUAAAGACCUAUUCAGCAUCAUUCCUCUUGGCCGACAACAACAGAAUCCACCAAGAAAAGCAGUGUCCUUAGCCCCGAGCAAUUCCCUUCAUCCUUAGCCCCGUCUUCUCAAACCGCUUUACACCUAUUCCUCCCCCUCAGCCUCAAUCCACUUCCCAGCCUUAUCCCCUAUUUGAAAUCCCACAUGACAGCUCAAAAACAUCCGUUACCCUACCACUCCACACGAGCCUGCUCUCCUCUCCCUCCAGCCCCUGUGGCGCUUGGCACCAGUGCCCAUCACAUAGACAGAUGGAGCCAACCCUGACCCCUCUCUUCGCCCAUGGGGACGCCAAGAGAUUCAAUGCCUGAGUAAAGGAGAGGGGCGGGGGUUGGAGUGAGAGUGAGCGUGAAGAAAAGGAACAGGAAGAGCAGAAGGAGAGCAUCACUCUGUCACCACGGCAACACAUCACACAAACUCCUGUGGACUCCCCAUCAGCUGUAGUCGAUGCUCUCGGAUAAAAUCACGCGCAGUGGGAAGUUCAGCACGUUUUCCCCUUGGCAUGUUUUUACUUUGGGGGUUUGAUAGAAAAAUCUUGCUCUAGUUUUUUUUUUUUUUUUUGUCUGGGCAAGGUGUCAUUAAAAUACUUGAUGAGGAAACCAAAGAUAUAGGAGGAAAACCAUUUUUCUAUGACAUACAGACUCUUAACACUAAUUUUAGAUAGAAGCCAGCACCAAUAGAAACAGACUGAGAGUCAAUAAUUUGUUCCACCUGAGGAAACCAGAAGAAACAAAUCUUGUGGGACAUCACACACUGUGGGUGUGCUUUUCCUUCCUGUUACCUGUGACAUUCAUGUAUGUGAUUCAUUGCAUGGGUAUUAACUUUGCACAGGAGCAUUAUCAGAUUCAUUUUCCUGGUGCCAAACUUUGCCUGUUUGGAUCUUGUUUUUUACAUUUCUCUGCAGAUGAUCAGGACUCAGAUGAGCAUACAAUGCCAGGCAACCAAUUUUAAGAGAGCCACGUUCCACAAUAAAUGAAGUACUAAUAGCCAGUGAAAUGAAUCCAGCUGGCCAACAUAACAGAGAGGGGAAUACCGGCAUCCCAAAGCUUCCCAGGUGACUGCUGCCGCCGUGGAGGGACAAACUAAAAAUUCUGCUGCUGCCCGGAUUCUUUGCUUUGAAUAUUGAUGCAGUAAAGGACAAUUUGUAUCCACUGGCUGUGGGCUAUAAAGAUUUUCAUUCACACAGAGGCAACCGACCUAAGAUGACUUUCUGGGACCUUUUUGUACACACCGGUGCUGAUAAGAUACAAAUUUACUGGGCAUAGAAGAGACUUACAAAUCCUGUAAAGUUUUAGAUUUCCUUCAGUUAGAAUUAGGAAAUAUUUUAUUUAAAUCAUCUGGAAUCUUCUUUUGUUUUUGUCACCGAGAAAUCUGAUAAAAAAAACCAAGGUCAUUGGUGGAUUCUGCUGUGGUCCAUAUUCAGCAGGUUGGGAGUGGCAGCAGGAUGCCAGAGUUGGACAACUUCCCCCCUCUGAAUGAAGACAGAAGCCCAGAUCUGGGCCUUAACGGUCCGGCGGACCCGGCCCAAAUUCAGCACAGCAUCCUUGAGGAGCAGGUGGAGCUGUGGUGGUUCAGAGACCCCGGGCGGUCUUUACUUUGCUACUGUGUCUCGGUGCUCCUAAUCCUGGGCUGCGGACUCGGAGGUGUCGGCCUUCUCUCCACCACCACCAGCGUAUCGAGCGAAUGGAGGCUCGGCGUAGGCACGGCCCUGUGCCUGUUGGCCCUGGGGGUCCUGCUCAAGCAGCUGCUCAGCUCGGCCGUGCAGGACAUGAACUGCGUCCGGAGUCGACACCAGAUAGACAUGCUGAAGAGCGGCGGCUUGUCUGACAUCUUGGUGGUUCUGAUCACAGGAAUGUCGCUGUUGAUUUGUGGAGGGGUUCUCCUGCAUUUGGCGCUGGUUCACCAUAUGCCGAAGCCGGGCCAAGCCCUCAAUGACAUGUACAUCUCCGGAGUGGUUUUGCUGGUAGGUGGAGGAGUCGCCGUCGUGGGUGUUGGGAUAUACACAGUGGUGGCUGUCCUACUGGAGAGGACGAGGCACGGACGGAGACUUGUAGACCGAGUUCUGAAUGUGUUUACCGUGUCAGGACACAUGGACCGCCACGCUCGCAGAGAGACCGCCUCCAGCUUGGCCAACCUCAUAUGAGAUCCGACAACAAUGAAGCCGUGUUGGAUGGUUCCUGUUUCAAGUUUAUUGGAGAAAAAUUUAACUCAAAUUAUCAAAAGAUUUGAAAAGAAAACAAGAUCCAUUCUUUUCUUCAUUCAAAUGUGCAUGAAAGAAAAAUGAAACAAUUUUGGAAGAUUUAUAUGAAGCUGAUCAAAUACAGAGCAAAGAUAUUUUAUAACGGUGAAGCACAAUGAUGACAAUAAUACAAAUAAUACAGUUGAAAUUAGUUAUUUACAUACACUGUAUAAAAAGACAUAACUAUUUUGUGCCAUCAUAAGUCAGCGUAGAUAACAUUAUUCAUGUUUUGCUUGUUGCUUUAAUCAAAGUCAGAAGUUCACAUAGAAUAAUGUGCCUUUAAACAAUUUAAGAACUCACAUCAUGGCUUUGGAAGCAUCACAAGAUUGAAUAAAAAUGAGACACAUAUUUUAUGACAACAGCUAAAACCUGGUGUGACAUUGUGGACAAGUGAAAGGAAAUUUGUCAAAAUACCAGGAAGAGAAUGGCCUGUCCUGUCUAGUUUACACAUUUGGUAUCAUUUACAAGACUAGUUAUAAAGUGACCAUGUCAAUAUUCUGGAGCGGCCAUCUUACACCCUGAUUUUAAUCCUCUUAUUAGUCACCCAAAAUGUUAGAGACAGCCUGUUUGUGGUAAAAAAAAAAAUAAAAAAUUAUCAAAUACCAGGGAAAUCUACAAAAACUUCUGAUUUGAACAAAGUAAAAACAACAGAAAAAACACUGUCUCAAUAAUCUGGAAAUUAGUAAAACAAAAUUAUUUCAGUUAUUCUAAUUUGUAAAAUAUUGAUUUGCUUUAAUGUCAGUGAGGAAAAAAUGGUUAUGUAUCUUUUUUAUACAGAGUAGCUACAUAUCUGGUUGUGACUGUAUAUACUUGUAUAUUAAUAUUGUUUAAAAACAUUUAAAGUGUAUACAAUCUGGCCUAUAAUUACGUUUAUUUAUGUCUAGAAUCUCUGGUAACAUUGGUACAACUGAUGAGAAGUUAGUGUUAUGAAGAGCAUCAAUUUAAAGUAUAAAGAGGAAAUUUUUUAACAAGAGGAUGAAUGUUAUUUUAAGUGAUUUUGAAUAUUCAGAGACAAUACGAACAUUUUACAGUUUAGCACGUUGCAAAUGUGGCAGCAGCUGUUGCUAUGAGCAGCGGCUAAAUGCAUUGUAAUAAAUGUCUUAAAAGUAACAUCUGCUUGUUUAAAGGGUCUGCUUUAUUUUGCAGGUAUUGCAUUCAAAAUUAUGCUAAUUCACAACGACAACUAUUCAUCUGGCCCCUGGACAAAACCUUUGACUAAUAUCAGUACAAUAAUAGAUAAUUGUUCAGAAUAAAAGCACAAUCUGGAAUACAAAUGGGAGAAUAAAGUAUGGAAAGAUUUCCAAUGAAAAGUGGUGUUUACGAACUGUUUUUCAAGCUCUUGUUUAUUCUGAACAACACUCAGUGACCUGAAUGUGAAAGAAUUUAGUUCUUUUUAUAUUAGUGUGGUUGCGUAGUUCUUCUUCCAGGGUGAAAUGUUGACACAGCAUGCAAGUUUAUCUUUCAAGAUGCAUUUGUAAUUAUUGUAAAUUUUCUCUGCUUCAAAAAAACAAAAAGUGGAUCAUGUCAGAAAGUGAUCUAUCUAGAGAAAUUCCUCGAAACUUUGUUUUAGGCCCUAGUUUUUUGUUGUUGUUUUCUUUAUGUUUUUCCCAGUAGGAAUGAUUGCAAGCCAUAGGAAUAUCUGUCAUCAUCUCCGUAUUGAUGACAUCUACAUUAGAUGGGAUAUUCUUUUAACAUGUUUGGAUUUCACCUUUAUUUAUUUUUUUAUUAGCUGAGAGAAAAUAAGUAAUGGUUAUAUGGUUAUUCUUCCCAGCUGACAGAUGAAACUGAAAUUAUCUCUCCCACUGCCACAACAUCCCUGGUUCAUCUCAGAAAUCUGUGGUUUUUGGCGGCGUAAUGUCACAUCAUUCAACACCUUAUUUAAGGCAUCAUUGGAAAAUCUUCCUAACAUUGGUAACCUCUCUAUGCUGUACAGAAGGUUAGAUAGUUGAUACUUUGAGUGUCUCAUCGGAACAAUGAUCCCCAACGCACAUUAAACUGGUUUUGGAAAAACUAAAACAGGCAAAUAGCAAGUUUCUGGGGAAGAUUCAACAUCAACCCUACUGAAAAUAUUCUUAAAUGCCAAACUUGUGCCAGGAAACUAACCAGCAGUGGUCAAAUAUCCAGCCAGAAUACUACCAGAAGCCCUGGGCACGGCUACAAACACAAAAAUGUCCGAAAGCCUCCGAGGUUGUUGGGACAAAAUCACACUUUGACAGUCAGAGCUUGAAUGCUUCAUUAAAAGUCCAAAAUAAUAUGGUGUGCUUGUAAACAUCUGACCAGAAUUCUUUACUUUAGUGAAACAUCCUUCCAAAUGAAGUUUCAGAACUGAACUGGAUAGACAGAUUGGGGGCUCAUCUGCAGUAAUGAGGUCUGUUUAGUAAAAGAAAGAAAAGAGCUGAAAAGCAGAGAUGCUUUGAUAAACAGGAAGUUUUUUUCCUUGCAGCUGGCAUAACGUUUUGAAUGAAUAAAAACAAUUUUACUCUUGUUAAAAGUUUGACAAGCCGUUCAGUUUCAUUUGAUCUCAGAUGAACAACACAUUUCCAUUGUUUUUCAUCCGAGUGUUCAUGCAGAUCAUGCCGCUUUGUUGUCUGAACACAAACACACAUCUUGCUGCCUUGAGACAAACAGGGUCAAACAGUUCGCCAUUGUUGGUGAGAUGACAGACAGCAGACUGACAGAACAAUGCACAAGGCCAUGAUCUUUAGGGGCUGGUGUAGGCUAGUACCACUUUUCACCCCUGAACACAACAAACAAAAUAAAAGCUGUUGUGAUUUUUGCUUGUAUAAGAUUUGUCCAGCGAU
Molecule: messenger RNA, 5484 nt
Organism: Gambusia affinis (western mosquitofish)
Lineage: Eukaryota; Metazoa; Chordata; Actinopteri; Cyprinodontiformes; Poeciliidae
Product: transmembrane protein 125
Exons: 3
Coding region: 1889-2587 (232 amino acids)
Source: RefSeq, a predicted model, not a curated record